Odocoileus virginianus texanus is the source of this 1667-nucleotide messenger RNA. The record is from RefSeq and is a predicted model, not a curated record. NCBI's taxonomy places the organism in Eukaryota, Metazoa, Chordata, Mammalia, Artiodactyla, Cervidae.
AGUUUACCUGUUGUUGCUACUUAAGUCGUUAAUGAAGUUACAGAGAUUACAUAAAUUGGUUGAGCUGUCUGUGUUUUACCCUUCCUUUUCAGAUAGGGAGAAAGGAGAAGACAAGUGUCUUGUUCAUGGCUUCCAGCAAGGUGAGGCAAUAAAAGGAUUCACUGUCAUAGUGACCAGCUUGCCACGUCAUUAGCUAACAUACUGAGGGAAGAGGAACCAAGGGUCAUUUUUUUCCCAUCGUUUGCAUGUUGUAACCCCUGACCUGAGAGUCUAUAGCUCCUGAGCUUGAAGCUACUGGGGUAUUAUCCAGUUACAAGCUCUAUUUAUUCCAUGUGUCACUGAUGGGAGUAAAAUGGAAUAUAAAUUCCAGUUACAUGGAGUUAGGAAUGACUUGGCUAGAAGACUUUGGGUCAACAAGCUGCUGUGCCUUCUGACUGUCCCUGGCUGAGGUGCUGACUGUGCAGCUGAGGUGGUGCUGUGCAAGUCAGGCAGAGGGAGGAAAGAUACUCAGUUUCAGGCAUUUGUGAAGAAAGUCAUAAUGAGUCGUCUCUUUAAGAUAAUUAUGAUUAGUACCGUCUCAAUGAAUGCCUUUUUUAUGGUCUUGUGGACUGAUUAUAAAACAAGAUACAGCUUGUUCAGACUUUUUGAGGUCUCGGAGCUCAUCUUUGUGUCCAUCUAUAGCUCUGAGUUCUGCAUGAAGCUCUAUGUGGACCCCAUCAACUACUGGAAGGAUGGCUACAAUCUGCUCGAUGUGGUCAUUAUCAUCAUCAUCUUCAUCCCCUACAGUCUCCGCAAGAUCAAGGGCAAGCACUACCCCUACCUCAACAUUGCCGACGGUGUGCAGUCCCUGCGCAUCCUCAAGCUUAUCACCUACAGCCGUGGCCUCCGGACACUCAUCACUGCCGUGGGGCAGACAGCCUACACCGUGGCCUCCGUGCUCAUCCUAUUCUUCGUCCUGAUGUACAUCUUCGCCAUCCUGGGCUUCUGCCUGUUUGGGCUUCCAGAGGGAGGUGACAUGAAUAACUGGGGAAACCUGGCUUUGGCCUUCUUCACCCUCUUCAGCUUGGCCACGGUCGAUGGCUGGACAGACCUGCAGGAGCAGCUGGAUGCCCGGAAUUUGAUUCUGAGCCGCUCGUUCACCAUCAUCUUUAUCUUGCUUGCCUCCUUUGUGUUCCUCAGCAUGUUUGUGGGUGUGAUGAUCAUCCACACUGAGGACUCCAUCAAAAAGUUUGAGCGGGAGCUGAUGCUGGAGAGACACAUGAACCUCAUGGAAGAGAAGCAGGUGAUUUUGAAGCGGCAGCAGGAAGAGGUCGGCAAGCUGCUGCAGACCCAGAAAGAUCUUGACCACAAGAGUUUCACUGAACUGGUGGAGAAGUUUAAGAAGACCUUGCGGCACACUGACCCCAUGGUCUUGGAUGAUUUUGGCACUAGCCUGCCCUUCAUUGACAUCUACUUGUCCACCCUGGACAACCAGGAUGCUACGAUCUACAAGCUUCAGGAGCUGUACUACGAGAUUGUGCACGUGCUGAGCCUCAUGCUUGAAGACUUGCCCCAGAAGAAGCAGUCCUGGUCCUCGGAGAAGGUCGAUGAGAAGUAGCUGGAUGUGGGCACCCAGCCACCACGGGCCUCCCGGGCUGUGACCCGCCCCCCAUUAAACUAAUAUUUUC